GCACCUCACAUAGAUGAAAGCGAAGAGAAGCUGCUGCGGAGCUCCAGCCAUGUCCAGCUCCCUGCGCGUCAGCCCUUCGGUCCACGGCUACCGCUUCGACACCGCCCUGCGCAAGAAAGCUGUGCCCAACAUCUUCGAAAGCGUCAACCAAGAGUCCCUGCAGAAGCUCUUCAAAAACUCCGGGGACAAGAAAGCUGAGGAAAGAGCCAAGAUCAUCCUCGCCACCGACCAGGACCUGGAGGAGAAAACCAGAGCGCUGAUGGCUCUAAAGCAGAGGAGGAAAGACAAACUGCUGCAGUUCCUGACGCUUCGGAAAUACUUCAUUAAAGUCCACUGAGCCGGCCGGGGAGCGGCGAUGGAGGAGAACACUUUGGGACCUUCUGCCACGCACGGCACCAGCUGCUGCCCGGCAAGCUGCCGGUGGGACAGGGCACACGGCAAGCCCUCCCCGGGGCUGCAGCCCGGCCGAGCACCCAGCAAACCGCGGCGGC
Dryobates pubescens (Downy woodpecker) is the source of this 491-nucleotide messenger RNA. It is a transcript of the gene TCIM, whose product is annotated as transcriptional and immune response regulator. Lineage: Eukaryota; Metazoa; Chordata; Aves; Piciformes; Picidae. Gene Ontology annotation, biological process: endothelial cell activation involved in immune response; negative regulation of Notch signaling pathway. The record is from RefSeq and is a predicted model, not a curated record. The coding region runs from base 14 to 337 and encodes 107 amino acids. Gene Ontology annotation, cellular component: nucleus; cytosol. Gene Ontology annotation, molecular function: Notch binding. The transcript has a single exon.